UGUACAGGGAUUAUUAUCAGUGAGAGAGCGGGGUUCGGCCUAUAGGUAUGCGAGCAUUUAAUAGGCCUGCUGUUCCCAUGGCUGCCGACAAGACGGAGAAGCUCGAUCUUGAGCAGACGCCGACGCUGGCGGUUGCGGAAAAGGGCGAACUUGUUCAGAUCGAUGCUGAUGAGGCACUUAACGCCAUUGCUGGUCUGGAUGCGGCCGCUUUUCACCUUGAUGAGGAGACGGAGCGGCGGUUACUGCGCAAGAUUGAUUGGAACCUCAUGCCUGGCGACAACUACCAAUGGCUGUCGAGUCUGUUCUACUUUGGUAAGCAUCCCCGAAUGAACACCAGAUAUCUGGGCUGGGAGUUUCCGACGAACCGUCUGUUGCAGCGGUUUCCUCUCGCCAAGUACUCCGCCUUCAACAUCAUCAUGUGGGGAAUCGUCCUGUCUCUCUUUGCUACCACGGAGAACUUUGGGGGAGCUGUUGUCAUUCGACUGUUUUUGGGGAUCUUUGAGGCAGCUGUGACGCCCGGCUUCGCCUUGUUCGUGUCUCAGUGGUACACCAAGAAAGAACAGGGCUUUAGAACGGGUAUAUGGUUCAGCUUCAACGGCUGGGCCCAGAUAUUUGGCGGCUUGGUAGCAUACGGCUUCGCCCACGGCGCCUCGACCUACGGCUUCUCCAUCGCCCCCUGGAAGGCAAUCUUUGUCUUCACCGGCGUCCUGACGAGCACCAUUGGCAUCAUCUUCCUCUUCAUCAUGCCCGACAACCAGCUCAACGCAAGAUUCCUCACCAAAGAAGAGCGCCUCCUAGCCAUUCAGCGGAUCAAGGUCAACGAGCAAGGCAUCGGCAACAAGCACUUCAAGUGGUACCAGGUCAAAGAGGCCCUUACCGAUCCCGCCAUCUGGGCCUUUGUCUUUUAUGCGCUCGUCGCGGAUAUUCCGAAUGGGGGCAUCUCCAACUUCUUCAGCCAGCUGAUUGUCUCAUUUGGGUAUACGCCGGAGCAGAGCCUGCUGUACGGAACGCCGGGUGGAGCGGUUGAGGUUAUCGCUCUGUUGCUCUGCGGUUACUUGGGUGAUCGCAUGGGGAGUCGAAUCUUGGUGUGCAUGUCGGGGCUUGUGGUGUCGAUGAUUGGGGUGAUUAUGAUUGUCGCCAUUCCAUUGGACAGGCCUGUCGGUCGACUGGUUGGCUACUAUCUCACUCAGGUAAAUCGCCAAUUGCUGAAGAUGAAGCUCAAUACAACCGUGGCAGCAAUGUAUCUGGUUGCAUACUGUGUCGGGAACAUUAUCGGACCGCAGACUUUCCGUCCGGAAGAUGCACCGCAGUAUCGGCCGGCCGAGAUCACCAUCCUGGUCUGCUGGGGCACUUGCCUCCUUGAUCUUGCUUUCAUCUGGUGGUGGUACCGGCGACAGAAUUACAAGAAGAGUCUUGUUCGGGCGGAUCCGUCUUAUACCAAGGUUGAGAACCAGGAGUUUCUCGACAUGACGGAUAAGGAGAAUGCGGAAUUCCAAUACUCUUUGUGAUGG
Trichoderma citrinoviride is the source of this 1511-nucleotide messenger RNA. Its product is annotated as MFS general substrate transporter. Gene Ontology annotation, biological process: allantoate transport; tripeptide transport; transmembrane transport. The transcript is spliced from 9 exons. Lineage: Eukaryota; Fungi; Ascomycota; Sordariomycetes; Hypocreales; Hypocreaceae. Gene Ontology annotation, molecular function: allantoate transmembrane transporter activity; dipeptide transmembrane transporter activity. Bases 78 to 1508 code for a protein of 476 amino acids. Gene Ontology annotation, cellular component: plasma membrane. The record is from RefSeq and is a predicted model, not a curated record.